AAAAAUACGCGACGACGCGAACGUUCGUGACAUAUACAUGUCUAUCCAUCUAUCUACACAUAUCGCUCUGUCAAAACCCGGCGUUGUUUAGCAGAAUCUUCGCCUUCAAUCCUCUCUCUCUCUCCAGAAAAAGGCACUUUCUCUCUCUCCAUCUCUCUCUCUCUCUAUAUAUACACAUUCAUAUAUAUCUCUUUGCUAUGAUUUUCUAUAUCAGAUAAUUGAAAGAUCUAGUCUGAGAGUGAAGGAUCGAAAAUGGUUUCGUUUCCACCUGAACUGAGCUUAGAUGUGAGAUCAACUUACAUUCCCAAAACGAUAAGUGAAUUUAUCGGAGAAGUUUCGAUGAUCGGUAACGUAUCGGAGAGGUUAACCAAGGUUGAUGAUUUCGUUAAGAGAUUAGAGGAAGAAAUGAGGAAGAUCGAUGCGUUUAAACGCGAGCUUCCUCUUAGCAUGCUUCUUCUCAACGAUGCGAUUCUGACAUUAAAGGAGGAAAAAUUGCAGUGUCGGAAAGCAAAUGUUAAACCAGUUUUGGAGGAAUUCAUACCGCUAAAGAAGACUUGUGAUGAAGAUGAAAAAUGUGAGGUUAUGAAGGAAAAGGACAGUAGAGAUAAGAGGAACUGGCUGAGCUCUGUGCAGCUCUGGAACAAUGAUCAUCACCCAAAUAUCAAUUUCAACUACACUCAGGCACAAAAUUCAACCAUCGAAAUCAAAAAGAGACCUGAUGAAGAAUUAAAUCGUCCCAUGAUUGUUGAUCCUGCAUAUCAGUCAUGUAAAAGCAGGGCUGAAGGAAGAGCUUUUAUGCCAUUAAAGGGGUCCUCUGGUUUUCCUAUGGCAGUGACAAGGAGGGAAGAUAAGGAGGAACUACCAAUUGCUAGGCUUUCCCUUGUCACUCCUGGAAUGAAGAAUCUGGGGGAAGAAUUAGGUUCUAGUGGUUUGAGUUCAAAAACCACUGGUAUCAGAGCAGGUUCCUCUUCUGCCACCAUUAUUCAACCGAAUUUACAAAAUGGCCCACAGCCAUCACAGCAGCAGACUAAUAGGAAACAGAGAAGAUGCUGGUCACCAGAGUUGCAUCGACGAUUUGUUAAUGCCCUGCAACAGCUUGGAGGCUCACAAGCGGCUACUCCUAAGCAGAUUAGAGACCUGAUGCAGGUUGAUGGUCUUACCAACGACGAAGUGAAGAGUCAUUUGCAGAAAUACAGGCUUCAUACUCGAAGACUUCCAACUAGUAGUGGCACCCACGGAAAUCAAUCUGCUGUUGUAUUGGGAGGCUUAUGGAUAGCUCAAGAUCAGUAUGGUGAAUCGUCGAAGCAGAGCAGUUCCAACUCUGGUUCUCCCCAUUGUCCCCUCCAGCUGAACGGAAAUUCUCGAGGGACUUCUACCACAGGGGGUGACAGUAUGGAAGAUGAAGAAGAUGAAAAAUCAGACAGCCAUAGCUGGAAAGUUCAUAAUCACACAUCUGGAAAUGGUGAUGUAUAGACUAUCUUCCCCAUGAAUUUUGCAGAUAAAAAUAUACAUGGGAGGAGUUAUUAUUUACUAUAAAAAAUAAUACAUUAUAUUGAGAAGGAUCUUGUGCGAGGCAUUUUAAAUUUUGCAGAAUUAGUUUUAUUCUUAGUCCUUGGUUUUGGUAUUUGAACUUUUAAGUAAGAUAUCCCUGUGAUUGGAAUGAAGAAACUGGAUCAGUUUGUGGCACUAUGAAAACUAUGCCUAAUAACUGUUGGGUUCUGAUCUUGAAACUGGGUUCAGAAUUAUUGAAACGACUACAAUACCCGAGUUAUUACAAAAUAAGGGUGAGAUUCCGACCCUAUCUUGAA
Ilex paraguariensis (yerba mate) is the source of this 1808-nucleotide messenger RNA. Lineage: Eukaryota; Viridiplantae; Streptophyta; Magnoliopsida; Aquifoliales; Aquifoliaceae. The record is from the annotation of a GenBank genome assembly.